This is a messenger RNA of Notothenia coriiceps (black rockcod), 1309 nucleotides long. Its product is annotated as excitatory amino acid transporter 1-like. Bases 1 to 1233 code for a protein of 410 amino acids. Gene Ontology annotation, molecular function: neutral L-amino acid transmembrane transporter activity; L-glutamate transmembrane transporter activity; glutamate:sodium symporter activity. Gene Ontology annotation, biological process: L-aspartate import across plasma membrane; D-aspartate import across plasma membrane; L-glutamate import across plasma membrane. The transcript is spliced from 7 exons. NCBI's taxonomy places the organism in Eukaryota, Metazoa, Chordata, Actinopteri, Perciformes, Nototheniidae. Gene Ontology annotation, cellular component: plasma membrane. The record is from RefSeq and is a predicted model, not a curated record.
AUGUCAGAGCAGGACGGUACACACCGCCCCCCGGCUAAACCUCCGUCCAGUCGGGAAGUCAGUCGGCGAAUACAGGCACCAGAAACGUUCACCAGUCCUCCGUCGUGGGUCAUCACGUUUGGAAGCGAGGGGCGUUACCCUGGACGCAACCACGAGCUCCGAGACCAGUGUCUUGGUAAACUCGGAGACCUCGAGAGGAGGGACUUUCGUGACAGUACGACGAACCGGACUGAAGCCGGUUUCUCACAGGCUCGACUGGCGGACGACAGCCACGUGCGGUUCAACAGUAUGGCAGCUCUGGACGGCCGUGCUUCUGGGAAAAUGGGUAUGCGGGCAGUUGUGUACUACACCACCACCACUGUUAUUGCUGUGUUCAUUGGUAUCGUCAUGGUGCUCAUUAUUCAUCCUGGACAAGGAUCAAAGGAUGAGUUCACCAACCAGCAGAAGAUUGAGCAGAUCAGCCCUGCUGACGCCUUCCUGGACUUAAUCAGAAAUAUGUUUCCCCCUAACCUUGUGGAGGCUUGCACCAAACAGUUUAAGACACAGUAUGCCAAGAGAAUAGUCCAUGUGAAAAUGACUGUGAACGACACCAUAUUCAAACUUAAUGGUAGCGAGAUGACCCGGGAGGAGAUGAUCCCGGUGCCUGCAGCGGUCAAUGGAGUCAAUGCUCUUGGCCUGGUUGUGUUCUCCAUCUGCUUUGGUCUGAUCAUCUCGAGCAUGGGGGAGCAGGGGCGGCCCCUCAAGGACUUCUUUGACUGUCUUAAUGAAGCCAUCAUGAGGCUGGUUGCCAUAAUCAUGUGGUAUGCCCCCAUCGGUAUCCUGUUCCUGAUCGCUGGUAAGAUCGUGGAGAUGGAUGACAUCUCAUCCAUGGGCGGACAGCUGGCCAUGUACACUGUGACGGUCAUGUGUGGCCUGCUCGUUCAUGCCCUAUUCGUCUUGCCAACACUUUACUUCCUCGUAACCAGGAAGAACCCAUUUGUUUUCAUUGGCGGGCUACUGCAGGCGCUCAUCACCGCUCUGGGAACAUCCUCAAGCUCUGCCACAUUGCCCAUUACUUUUAAAUGCCUGGAGGAAAAUAACAAGGUGGACAAGCGUGUGACCCGUUUCGUGCUCCCUGUUGGCGCCACCAUAAACAUGGAUGGAACAGCUCUGUAUGAAGCCCUGGCUGCCAUCUUUAUUGCUCAGGUCAACAAUUAUAACCUUGACUUUGGACAGAUUCUCACCAUCAGGUAAGUUAUAUACAGAGCACCUGCAUCACAAUCUACCGUAUGCUAUUUAAACAUAAAUGAAUACUGUAAUUCAUUCAAUA